AUCGGACAAUCCAAGGCAAACCAUUCCCUUCUGAACCUAAACCACCGUCCAAUCUUAAAUUCCAAUUAUCUCUCUCCAUGGCGACGGCUCGAAGUAUCGCUCCCCGCUUUGCCGCGAUAGCCGUCGAUCUGGAAUCGCUGGCCGACGGUCGGGGCGUUCCGAAUCGCCGGGUUCGCUUCGGGACAAGGCAGUGGAGGCUCGGCAGCGUUCUCCGCGGCGACUUCACAGAUUCUCAGCAUACGAAGUACUACGCAUCGCCGGCGAGAUGCGGCGGUGGGAAGGGGAAGGAGAAGGUGAAGGAGAAAGAGAAGGUGGCGAAGAAGGAGAACAACAAGAAGUUGAAGCUGUUGAAGAGACUGUCUGAAGACCUGCAGAUGUACGCUUCCGGGAAAGAGGACGGAGGGAUGGCAAUCAUGGAAGCGCAGAAGGUUUUGCUGGCGGAGCUCGAGGGUUUGAGAUCGGCGGAGAUGGAGAGGAAGAGGAAGAGCGAUGAAGAGAAAGAGCUGGAGAGAGCUAUAAUGAAGCCAAAAGACUGCUGCGAAUCUGAAUCCUCGGACUCCAGCUCGUCGUCGGAGUCGAGCGACAGUGAUUGUGAAGACGAGAAGGUAAUGAUGAUGAAAUCACAGCGCAAGAAGUCCGACUCUGCAAUAACGCAAGACAUCGGAACAAUUCAGCCUAUUGGAGUUCUCCAAGAAGAACGAGAAGAGCGCAAUGGUGAUGUUUUCGCGACCUUUGCUAGCACUGUGGGAGCGUUGAGCAGGAAGAUUGAAGUUUGUGUGGGAGGCAAAUGCAAGAAACAGGGAGCUCUGGAACUGAUGGAUCAAUUUCAAAGGAAGGUGGGAAGGGAAGCUACCGUUAUGACCUGCAAGUGUUUGGGGAAAUGCAAGAACGCCCCUAACGUUAGGGUAUCGUCGAGUUGCAGUGCCGAUGGCUUCCAAGAGCUGGAUGGUAUUGCUGAGAAGCUUCUCUGCAUCGGCGUAGGAUUGGAAGAUGUGGACGCCAUUGUUGCCAAUCUUUUGGGCGAAGGAACCGGAAGUCCACCGGCCAUGGCAGCAGCGUCUGUUUGAGCUUAGACUCUGGUUGCUCCUUCACCUGUCUCUCAGUCGUUUGUAAUUUGUAUAUAUCAGUCACACUCUUGUGCUGAUUGCGUUUGUUUUAUCUUGUGCUGUAUAAAAAUAUACAUGUAUGAACUGCAAAACUGUUUCCUGUUUGUCUCAUUGGUAAAGAAGAUUGGGAUCUGCAGCUGGAUCCCAAUCUUCUGGAAACUGAAUCCCAAGGUGAUGGUUCCUGUUUGUUUCUUUCAAUGUCGACAUGGCAGCUUGGAUCCCUGAC
Linum tenue is the source of this 1332-nucleotide messenger RNA. NCBI's taxonomy places the organism in Eukaryota, Viridiplantae, Streptophyta, Magnoliopsida, Malpighiales, Linaceae. The record is from the annotation of a GenBank genome assembly.